Molecule: messenger RNA, 507 nt
Organism: Prorocentrum cordatum
Lineage: Eukaryota; Dinophyceae; Prorocentrales; Prorocentraceae
Source: the annotation of a GenBank genome assembly
AUGUGGGCAGAUGUUGAAGAUGCCGACGGGUGGGCCCAGGGGCGACGGCGAGCACGAGCAGAACCACGGGCAGAUGCUGAUGGGGGGCGCAGUCACGGGCGACGUCGACUACGUGCGCAACCUAAAGGACAAAUGCCACGAGCUGACUGCGCUGCGAGGGCGCACCUUGCGGCGGAGGGGGAGGAUUCGGUUCGCGAUGGCGCGCAGAUGAUCACGCAGGCCGUCGGCUUCCGCGGGCGCACGGUGGGGGCGCUGCGCUGUAAGAGCGCGGCGAAGAUCGUCGAGGGCGGGCCGUGCCUCGUCUUCCUCAGCCUCGCGAGGGAAGGCCUCAAGGACUUCGGCGUCGAAGGCGUGCUGUCGGCCUUGGGCGAGGCAUGUGUCCAGGUGGUCUUGCGGUGGGAGGCCAGAAGCUCCAUCGGAGACUGCGUCAGCUACUCGUGGGUCGCUUCCCCGCUCGAGGACAAGACGCGCGCGCUCUUCGCCCUGGAGGCGGGCCAGCCCGCCUAG